AUGCAGAGGCUUUGCAACAUUUGGACACCUCGAACGGCGACACCAAAGGCAUUGAUGAAGCAAAGAAAGUGGCUGGAGGCGAUAGAUCAAUGCCAUGCCGCCUUGCGCUUUGAUCCAGCUCACACCAAGUCAUCUUGGCGGGGAGCGAUGUGCGCAAUUGAGGUAGGAAUGCAUGAUGUGGCUGUUGCCUUCGUCGAGUCAGGGCUCGAUGAGAAUAUGGUCUCCACCGAGCUCCUUGAGCUGCGGCGGAGGUUGGGCCCGUUGCCUGAUGUUGAGCUCCACAAAGGCAUGGAGAAAUAUGAAGAUAGAACUCAUGGUGGAGCUUUACUCAUAAUUAUCUCAUGA
This is a messenger RNA of Durusdinium trenchii, 345 nucleotides long. NCBI's taxonomy places the organism in Eukaryota, Dinophyceae, Suessiales, Symbiodiniaceae. The record is from the annotation of a GenBank genome assembly.